Molecule: messenger RNA, 961 nt
Organism: Loxodonta africana (African savanna elephant)
Lineage: Eukaryota; Metazoa; Chordata; Mammalia; Proboscidea; Elephantidae
Gene: TRAPPC4
Product: trafficking protein particle complex subunit 4
Exons: 5
Coding region: 37-696 (219 amino acids)
Biological process (GO): endoplasmic reticulum to Golgi vesicle-mediated transport
Cellular component (GO): TRAPP complex
Source: RefSeq, a predicted model, not a curated record
GGGCGGGACCCGGGUCCUAGAGGGGUGCCGGCAGCAAUGGCGAUCUUUAGCGUGUACGUGGUGAACAAAGCCGGCGGCCUGAUUUACCAGCUGGACAGCUACGCGCCGCGGGCUGAGGCUGAGAAGACGUUCAGUUACCCGCUUGAUCUCCUGCUCAAGCUCCACGACGAGCGUGUGCUGGUUGCGUUCGGCCAGCGCGACGGCAUCCGGGUGGGCCACGCAGUGCUCGCUAUCAAUGGAAUGGACGUGAACGGCAAGUACACCUCCGACGGGAAAGAGGUGCUGGAGUACCUGGGUAACCCUGCUAAUUUCCCGGUGUCCAUUCGAUUCGGCCGGCCCCGCCUCACCUCCAAUGAGAAACUCAUGCUGGCCUCCAUGUUCCACUCGCUCUUUGCCAUCGGCUCCCAGCUGUCCCCUGAACAGGGCAGCUCAGGCAUUGAGAUGCUGGAGACAGACACAUUCAAACUGCACUGCUUUCAGACAUUGACAGGGAUCAAGUUUGUAGUGCUGGCAGAUCCUAGGCAAGCUGGAAUAGAUUCUCUUCUUCGAAAGAUUUAUGAGAUUUACUCAGACUAUGCCCUCAAGAAUCCAUUCUACUCCCUGGAAAUGCCCAUCAGGUGUGAGCUGUUUGACCAGAACCUGAGGCUAGCCCUGGAGGUGGCAGAAAAGGCUGGGACUUUUGGACCUGGAUCAUAGGCUGAAUCUGCAACAGACCCCAAAAUUCUGAACGUCUGCCCUUGGGUCCCUGAUGUUCCCACUUGAGUGGAGCUCCCGACAAUCUUAUCAGUGCACGUGGAAAUGGGUGGAUGCUGGGCCUGGUGACACAUUCUGAUCACUGAGCCUUAAUACCAUGCUCUUUUCCCUCAUGUGUAUAUCAUGUUUCUACUUCCUAACUGUGUACAGAUUUAUUUAUGGAGGAGGUAGGCCCAUGAUUGUGAUAAUAAACAUUCCUUUGACCUCA